UGAGAGAUCAGACUUUAGCAGGAACUUUGGUUGCUUGAGCAAAUAGUUUCCAAAGAAGCCAGAAGAAAUGCCUCCAAAACCUGUGGACUUGAAUUGCCCCAUCUGUAAGGACAUCUUCAGGGAUCCUGUUGAUUUGCUCUGCAGCCACAGCUUCUGCGCAGAGUGUUUGAAUAAAUGGUGGGAGGGCAAAAUAAUACCAACCUGUCCAAUCUGCAGGAAAACGUCACCAAUAAGUAAUGGCAUCUCUAGAGAGGUCUGCUGCCGGCUGCAUGGUGAGAGAUUCAAGCUGUUCUGUGUGGAUGACAAGGAACUUUUAUGUGUCGUCUGUCAGCAUUCGGAUGAUCAUUACGGACACAAACUCCAACCUGUCAAUGAAGUAGCUCAGGGUCAGAGAAAUGAGCUGAGAAAUGUCCUGAGGCCACUGCUGGACAAACUGAAGGUGUUGAAAGAAGAGAAGGGAAACCUGGAUCAGACAGCUGAACACAUUAAGCUCCAGGCCCAACACACCGAGGGCCGGGUCAAGGAGCAGUUCAGGAAGCUUCAUCUGUUCCUCCACAAGGAGGAAGAUGCCAGGGUUGCUGCUCUGAGGACAGAAGAAAGCAAGAAGACUCAGAAGUUAAGCCUAAAGAUCGAUGCCCUGAGUAGAGAGAUUGCUGCUCUUUCACAGACAAUAAAAGACACAGAGGGACUGAUAAAGGCUGAGGACGCCGUGAUGCUGCAGAGCUUUAGGACUGCUGCAGAAACCAUCCAACAGCGCCUCCUGCUGGAGAAUCCUCAGCCUGUCUCUGGAGCCCUGAUAGAUGUGGCCAAACACCUGGGCAACCUGAGCUUCAACAUCUGGAACAAGAUGAAGCAUCUGGUGUCCUACAGUCCUGUGGUUCUGGAUCCGAACAGCGCGAACUUUGAGCUCAUCCUGUCUGAAGACCUGACCAGCGUGAGAUGCGGCCAGAAGCAGAACAUUCCUGACAACCCGGAGAGGUUUGACUUCUUCCGCAUCGUGUUGGGCUCGGAGGGCUUCAUGACGGGAACCUACAGCUGGAACGUUGAGGUUGGAGACAACACGGACUGGUUUGUGGGAGUCGCCUCCCAAAGCGUCCAGAGGAAAGGAAACCAUCCGACUCGUCUGUGGAGAAUCGGCUGCAUUGGCGGUCAGUACGUGGCCCGGGCCCUGUCGGAACCGUCCACGGUUCUGCCGGUGAGCGGACGGCUCAGCAGGAUUAAAACCAUUCUGGACUGGAACCGGGGGAAGCUGGUGUUCCUCGACCUCAACACCAACACUGUCAUUCACACCUUCACUUAUUCCUUCACCGAGAAACUGUUUCCUUACUUUAACUCUGCACAUGCGUCCCCGUUGAAGCUCAUCCCUGAAAAUGUGUCUCUGAGGUUGAGUUGAAUCAGUGCAAUGAUACAAAACAGAGGAACAGAAAGGAUACAACUCUCUGACUUUAUUCUGAAGAAUUGCUUUUAUUUUCUCAUGACAUUUUAUUUUACUGUAUAGAUUGAAGUUGUUGAUAAAAUAAACAUUUGUGAAAAAGUUUUUUUAUUUGAAGUGAAUCAUGAAGUGAUGUUCUGACAGCAUGGAAGGCAUCUAAUGAAGAGUCUUCCACAGAAAACCUUUCCUCUAUUUUUAGCGUCAGAGCCGGUCCGGCCCGACCGGAGCCGAUCCGGCCCGAUCCGAUCCGGUCCGGCCCGAUCCGAUCCGACCCGACCGGAGCCGGUCCGGCCCGAUCCGAUCCGGUCCGGCCCGAAGACAAAUCUAAUUUGAGGGACCUUUCCAGGAACAUGUGGGAACUAAUUAUCACUAAGCAGUUGUUCAAUAUUCAUAAGGAUAUUUCCACUGGCUGUAAGUGGCGUGUAAAAGUAUUCACACCUCUUGACAUUUUCCAUGUAUCGUCUCUUUACAAUCACAAACAUCAAUAUUCUUCACUGGAAUUUUAUGUGAAAGUCCAAAAAAGUGCAAAUCAAUUGUUAUAUAGAAAGAAAGUAUAAUUAAAAACAUGAGUUCCUUCUGUUUUCUCUCAGUGUCAUCUGAACACUGGAAGACGCUGAAGAUGAAGGACUGAUGAGUGAAGACAGAACGGUUGGAGCAGCUGGGGCUGUUUGGAGGCGCGGCCUUCCCAGUAUCGCUUCUCAUCACCAGUAAGAUAUGUGGAAGUAAAUUAAAAUCUGCUGGCUUUCAGGUAACUCACUGGAAAGUCCAUCCAUCGCUCUGACAUUCAACAAUGAAGUCUGGCUUGGUUAUAAAUAACUAGCAGUUCCUGCUCAGGAGAUUAUUAACAAAGGCAGUAAUUGAGAUGAAAAUGUCGGAGGCGGAGCGUCACCUGAUGAGGAAAAUGAUGAUCAGAGUUGAGUUUAUAAAUGUUGAGUCUAUAAAUAAAUAGCUUUUGAUUUUAGUACAGACCACUACUGCAUUCAAAGAAUCAGCAUUUAUAAUUCUUCAUAAGCCACAAAGUUACAAAUUUGCUGUAAAUAAUCAGUUGGAACAAAGAAAAAGAUCCUGCUGUCAUUGGGAGGUUUGUUCAGUAACAUGUAUUUAUUCUCUAAUAAAAUUAUA
Poeciliopsis prolifica (blackstripe livebearer) is the source of this 2554-nucleotide messenger RNA. RefSeq names its product nuclear factor 7, brain-like. Lineage: Eukaryota; Metazoa; Chordata; Actinopteri; Cyprinodontiformes; Poeciliidae. Bases 68 to 1393 code for a protein of 441 amino acids. Gene Ontology annotation, molecular function: protein binding; zinc ion binding. The record is from RefSeq and is a predicted model, not a curated record. The transcript has a single exon.